Sander lucioperca (pikeperch) is the source of this 373-nucleotide messenger RNA. Its product is annotated as pre-mRNA-splicing factor ISY1 homolog. Lineage: Eukaryota; Metazoa; Chordata; Actinopteri; Perciformes; Percidae. The transcript has 3 exons. The record is from RefSeq and is a predicted model, not a curated record. Gene Ontology annotation, cellular component: post-mRNA release spliceosomal complex; post-spliceosomal complex; catalytic step 2 spliceosome. The coding region runs from base 1 to 285 and encodes 94 amino acids. Gene Ontology annotation, biological process: mRNA 3'-splice site recognition; generation of catalytic spliceosome for second transesterification step.
AUGAACAGGAACAACAAAACUAACUACCGUUCCGUCUCUGAGAUCCAGAGUUUAAUCAGAGUGUGUUUGUUCUGUGUCCGUGUGCAGCCGGACGAAGAGGAGAGCCGGGAGGAGCCAGAGGGAGAGGAGGGGGGGGUCACCUUCAUCGCCCACGUUCCUGUUCCCUCGCAGAGAGAGGUGGAGGAGGCUCUGGUCCGGAGGAAGAAGAUGGAGUUGUUGCAGCGUUACGCCAGCGAAACUCUUCAGGCUCAGAGUCAGACGGCCAAAACACUGCUGGGACUCUAACCUGUCUGUCUGCCUGCCUGUCUGUCUGUGUAAAUAUCAGCUCAUUUUGUAUUUGAUCUGUUUUUUAUUAAACGUUCUUCAGCUCAGU